This is a messenger RNA of Dibothriocephalus latus, 897 nucleotides long. The record is from the annotation of a GenBank genome assembly. Lineage: Eukaryota; Metazoa; Platyhelminthes; Cestoda; Diphyllobothriidea; Diphyllobothriidae.
AUGGCCUGCAACAACCAAGGCGAUGCCGAUAUGACUGCUAAGAAGGCGAUUGUUGGAGACCGCCGUUUCGGUUUCUUGGGCUCGGGCCAGAUGUCUCAGGCCAUUGCCAGAGGUCUUCUCAGUGGUGGUCUCCUUCAGGGAACUCAUGUCACCAUGUCAGACAUUUUUGGAACCGGACCGGAAGAUGCCAGGUUUUAUGCGCCCAUCAAGAAGAUGAAGGAGGCGUACGGCAUCGAGUACGUUCAAGACAACAUCCCCAUGGUUAAGAAGAGUGAUGUAAUCUUUUUGUGUGUGAAGCCCAAUCUCGCUCAGACUGUCCUCCGUGCAUGCGGCGACACACUUGCCAACAAGCUUGUCAUUUCAAUCGCCGCAGGCGUGACUGUCGGUGAUUUGGAGGCCGCUGUCCCAAGCGCCACACGCGUCAUCCGUGUGAUGCCCAACACUCCCUGCCUGGUGCAGCAGGGUGCGGCCGCCUUCUCUCGCGGCAGCAAGGCGACCGAAGAUGACGUCAAAGUCCUGAAAGCUGUCUUCUCCGUUAUCUUCCCCGUGUGCGAGGAGGUCCCCGAGUCUCUGCAGAACACCGUCGCAGCCCUUUCUGGCAGUGGACCCGCCUACAUCCUCAUGGUGAUAGAGGCUAUGGCCGACGGUGGUGUACGCCUUGGCCUCACUCGCGCCUUGGCCCAGAAGUUGGCCAUUCAGACGGUCCUCGGAACUGCCGUUAUGGCCCGCGAAUCCGAAUUUCAUCCAGCAAAACUUCGUGACGAUGUCUGCUCGCCUGGAGGUAGCACCAUUGCCGGUACUCACGUCCUCGAAAGUGCCGCUGUUCGCGCCAGCUUCAGCGCGUGCAUAGAAGCCGCCAAGAAGCGCAAUGACGAACUCGGUCAAGUUUCAAAGUAA